Lentinula edodes (shiitake mushroom) is the source of this 1811-nucleotide messenger RNA. RefSeq lists its product as uncharacterized. The transcript is spliced from 2 exons. Bases 415 to 1737 code for a protein of 440 amino acids. The record is from RefSeq and is a predicted model, not a curated record. NCBI's taxonomy places the organism in Eukaryota, Fungi, Basidiomycota, Agaricomycetes, Agaricales, Omphalotaceae.
UGCGUUUCUCACCAGCUUUCAUCGUCUAAUUUACGUUGUUGAACACUUCUUUUCAUGGUUGGCGGAGACAUAAUCGGAAAAAGAUGUUUAUCGACUUGAGAUGCUGUCAGCAGCUCGUUGAGCCUAAGCUGUUCGCGCAACAUCAUCAGAACACUGAACAGAAAUAGACGUCACCCCAAUUCUCACCAUUACCCCGAAAAAUUAUUUUGGAUUAUCAUUGAGUCUAGGCAAGCUUUUGAUUAUUCUCCACAACCACCAACAACCACCCACUGCUCUGCCUGCGUCUGCCUACACCCUUCCACGAGGUUUCAUUCCGCUUAUUCCUGCAAACAACGCAUACAACGCGAGAUACGAACUUUCUGUUCCUGGACCCGUUGUUCACGGUUACACACGGUAAACAAACAAACAUCCGCCAUGUCGUCUGGUCCAACUUCUCCUCCAAUAUCACCCUCAGCGUUAUACGCAUACAAACUCCGCGACGACGGAUACGAUGUGGCUCUUCUUCCACCGAGUCCCAGAUCCUCGACUCUACUUGUAGCACCGAAACCGACCUAUCCUCCACCUCUAAAUACAGAUUAUGGCGAAGAUCUUUAUUCGUCGCCCUCCGAUUCUGAAUCAAUUCACGACGACCUGCUUUCAUCACCUCCUCCGGUAUCCUUGCUACCGUAUGCAGCACCCAGUCGACCAUCUUCUGCUACGGGAUUCCUAUUUUCUCGUUCCGAACCUAACUCCGAUCCACAACAUCCACCGUCUUUGUCGGGCAUAACAGAACCUUAUCUUUCGCCAAGUACAUUAUCUAUGUCUACGCCACCUCCAUCAUCUAUGUCAACCCCAGGUCCCUCGAAUUCAGCCUCCUUCUCGUCCAAAUCGUCCAAAUCAUCUAACGUCCCGCGAAGACAAUCUCUUCUCGACCCUCGGGCAAGCAUAGGUGCAAAAAGCAGGAUGAUCUCCUCUCCUCCACCGCGUAUGCAUAUGAUUCGCGUUCCUUCAGAAGAAACUCGUGUACUUGCGCGCGCUCAACAGCAGACUAAUUUCAAGUUCUCACAUCCUAAUUAUCCCGCGCGUGGAUCGGUGGUGCUUUAUCGCUUAGAUGACCCUACGCAGGACGUGUUGAAUAUGCGGGACGUGGAAGCAUUGCUUCCACCAAAUCUUCCAUUUGGCAGUGGGGGAGGGGGAAGGAGCAGACAAGACCGAUCUGGCUCUGGGUCGAUGACUAUCUCGAAAUCUAGCAUGGACGGGGUAGGGUCCGUGGCAGGAUCCAUGAGGUCGUUUUCAUCCAGGCACUCUGUCAUGUCAGGAGACUCAAGGAUUCCUCUCAUUCGUUCCGAUUUCCGUGAUGGAUCUCACAGAAAAGGGCAGGAGAUGCAACUAGUGGCUUACGCGUAUCAGCCUGACGCUCUACUUGACGGAGAGGACGACGGAGAGGACGAUGAUUGGCUACACGACCCGAAAGUGUCGUUCUACGCUUCACCUCAGUCUAAAGCAGAAGUCGGAGAAAACAAGGGCAAGGACUCCGAAUUAUCACCGAGCUUGAGGAUGGGAAAAUCGGGAUACGUAGAAGAUUCGAUAUCAAUGAGAGGACUAGGGAAUUACUUCACGCUCUGGUUGUUGUUGGUUGGUCUGGUCGCAUUGUUUAUUUUUUAUCCUGUGGUCACGGAGGCGGGGAGGAGUGAUUUGUCGGACUCGAUUGUGAAUAAUCCGAACAUUAAUUCGACGGGGCAGGCCACGGCGAGGUAGUUAGAGUGUACAGAAACUACAUAAGAUACCCUACAUACAUACAUAAUUCUCAGUUUUGAUUGAUAUAAUUUAAA